This is a messenger RNA of Synchiropus splendidus (mandarinfish), 2273 nucleotides long. RefSeq names its product SERTA domain containing 3 (gene sertad3). The record is from RefSeq and is a predicted model, not a curated record. Gene Ontology annotation, cellular component: nucleus. The transcript is spliced from 2 exons. Gene Ontology annotation, molecular function: transcription regulator activity. Bases 476 to 1333 code for a protein of 285 amino acids. NCBI's taxonomy places the organism in Eukaryota, Metazoa, Chordata, Actinopteri, Syngnathiformes, Callionymidae.
CUUUUGGUGAUGUCACCCUCAUGAAUGCGGCUAAUGCUAACUGCUAAAUGCUCGAUUUAUAACGCUGAAGUGAAAUAAAGAUACAAUUCGCGUCACCAGUUAGACCUCAUACCAUGAAACCAUUCUAUUCUGUGUGUGGCAAUCGUUUCAGAAGUUUUGUUGCCACGUAAGGACCCGGUUUAGGUGACUGUUCGUGCGAGUGCAUGCUACAUAAAAACGGCAUUACCCAUAAGCCCCCGCGCUCUAGCCCAACCCCCUUCGCUUUUGGCGACCAAAUUAAAUCACAGGCGGGAGACGGAGAGUUCGAGUCCCAUCCCGGCAGGGCGAGUGGCAUUUUUAUUGCCUGGAAAUCUUAGUUUUAUGACCAUCCGGCAUCCAUCCGUCGACGGUCGUAACCGUGCACGGGAACAGCAGACGUUUCGAAGAGUUUAUUUCGGGUGGAUCCAAGUUAGCCGAGUGACUCCACAGGCUCACGAUGAUCAUGAAGGGACAGAAGCGCAAGCUCCCUCAGGACGAGCUGGAGGACAUGGAACGCUGCGCCUCGUUGGAGAACCAGCGGCAGUUCAUCUUCUCCGUGUCCCUGAACAAGUACCAGCAGAGCCAGGAGCUGCCCGAGCCCAGCCUGCGGCGGUCGGUGCUCAUUGCCAACACCCUGAGACAGGUCAGCAUGGAGCCCUGCAGCUCGCAGGACGUGCCGGUCCUGGCUGAACUCGACCAGGCUGGAACACCUUCAGGGGCGCCGGCUUGGGAGCAUCAGACCGGAGCGGCCCACUCAGGCUCUGCAGCCAGCUGCCCCACCACUGAGCCUGAAGAAGACUGGGAGUCCAUGUCCAGCGAUCCGGACCUGUCCAUCACGGCCGCCAUCUCUUCCAUCAUCACUGCACUGGAGUGUAGCACCGAGCCCUCUGCUGCUCCACGAACCCCCCUGAGGUCUUUGGAGAACCUGGAGCUGCCUCCAGAGAUCAAAUAUGGCAUGAGGCUUAACGGGACUUGGGAUCGUGAGGAGGAGACCAGCGUGGAGGCGCUGAAGUCUAGCUACCUCCACGAUGUUACCAUGGAGGAUCUGUUCCAGGACAUCGACACGUCCCUGCUGGAGAGAGACAUGGGGGUUUUGGGUUUGAGGGGCAGCAGCUCGGGAGACGACCUCCUCAUGUACCUUCCCACGUUCCCAGCUUCUUCCCAGCCCACCAAGUGCCUUCCGUCCUUCUCCUCCUUUGCGUCACCGUCGUUCUCCUCCCCGUCCUUCUCUGCGCCGCCGUCCUUCUCGGGCCAGAGUCCUCUGAGGGAGGCGCUGGAUCUGGACCACCUGAUGGAGAUUCUGGUGGAGUCUUGAUGAAACUGAACUGCACAUUUUAAAGACUAUUUAGACUAUUUUAAUGUGGUGAAGAGACUUCCGCGCCCGAGCCUGUCUGCCUGUUUUUUACUGCUGCGCGGUGAGACCGUCGAGUCAUUUCAAACGUCCCACGGUCGCCCUGCACAGCCGCGUCAACUGUGGGACUCAAAUACAUCAAUGCAGUAUUGUUUACACUGUCCGAAACUGUUGCUACAAUGGUUGAAUCACUAACGUUACAGAGACCCGGAGUCUGUCAGGGAGUCGUACCAGCGUCCUGCAGCGUUACGCUCAUGACGUCAGGGUUUUGUGUCACCGAUGUCCUCGUUUUGCACGAUAUCUACCUGGUGGAGGUGCGGGUGCUUUUCUCCCACAGACGGUCUCUGCCCGACCUACAUCCCAAGUCUCGCCUCGUGAGGUUUACGUUCCAAUGAAGGAAGCGAUCCAACGGCCGCUGCACGACUGAACAGGGUUUUGUGUGUCCUUUUGUUGUCGGCUGGAGUUCUCAGUCAGCUGUUUGAAUUCUCAAGUUCUGAGCGGCAGAGAAUAUGCAGUAGGUGGUGCUAGAGAGACGCGAUGAAGACUUUAAGUCUUUAUAUUUUUUCUUCUCUGACGAGAAGACUAAAUGACGAACUGCCAUUUUGGGAUCAGAUCCCAACCAAAACUUUCAGAGGGAAAGUUACAGACGAUCACAGCAGGACUCUCCUCGUACAGGUCCUCUUCUGUUUGUAUAUAGUUCUUUUUUUGUACAGAUGUAUUUUUGCAGUGCUCCUCUGCAGUGACCUUUUUUUCCCGUCACGUCGCUCCAGCUGGACCCUAUUUAAAAUGUUUUAAACGUCCGCAGAUGUCUGUUGAAUAUUUAUAAAAGCAGUUUUCAAUCAAUUUGACGUUUAAAUGUUUUUUUCACUGAGCUGUUGUCAAACCCUUUUUUUUUUUACCUUUU